Molecule: messenger RNA, 309 nt
Organism: Rangifer tarandus platyrhynchus (Svalbard reindeer)
Lineage: Eukaryota; Metazoa; Chordata; Mammalia; Artiodactyla; Cervidae
Source: the annotation of a GenBank genome assembly
AUGUCCAUUGAGACAGUGAUGCCAUCCAACCAUCUCAUCCUCUGUCAUCCCCUUCUCUUCCUGCCCUCAAUCUUUCCCAACAUCAGGGUCUUUUCAAAUGAAUCAGCUUUUCGCAUCAGGUGGCCAAAGUAUUGGAGUUUCAGCUUCAGCAUUAGUCCUUCCAAUGAACACCCAGGACUGAUCUCCUUUAGGGUGGACUGGUUUGAUCUCCUUGUAGUCCAAGGGACUCUCAAGAGUCACCUAGAGCCAGACACCCUGGAAUGUGAAGUCAAGUGGGGCCUUAGGAAGCAUCACUACAAACAAAGCUAG